AUGCUGCCCACCACAGCGAACAUGUUCAAUUGCUGCCGCGACGUUAACUGCCAUUUGAACGCACCACUGCGCGGCAGCGUUGAGCGCAGUCGACGCUCUGAGAGCCGGCAAUCAUUUCUAAGCGAUACGUCUAACUCAACAUCUGCGCCAGCGGCAACGCCGACGCCGACGCCAACAGCAUCUUCAGCUUCGCCUACAUCUGCAUCCAAAAAGUCGUCACGUUCGCGUUCACGAUCGCGUUCCUGUUCGUGUGACGUCGGCGAUGUGGUAGACAAUGCGAAGCAGAGCGCUGGCAGCGCAGACAGUGCCAUUAAUGCAGCAGCAGCAGCAACAGCAGCGCAAUUUACCGUUAGCUUGCAUAUUGAUCUCUUCAGUUGGGGUCUCUUUCUGUUGGCGUUCUUCACGCGCUUCUACAAACUGGCAACACCGCCGCAUGUUGUUUUCGAUGAACUGCACUAUGGCAAGUACAUUUCCCACUACAUGCGCAACGUCUUCUUCUUUGACCAGCAUCCUCCGCUGGGUAAACAGCUGAUUGCGGGUCUGGUGAGUUUCGCUGGCUACGAUGGCAACUAUACAUUUCCACGCAUCGGUGCCAGUUAUGCCUCUAAUGUGCCCAUCUUCUGGAUGCGCUUUUUACCUGCUCUUUGUGGCAGCCUCUUGGCUCCAGCGGUCUACAAGCUCCUCCAGGAGGCAAAGCUGCAACGCUGGACAGCCGCACUUGGCGGUCUGCUUGUCGUCCUCGAUAAUUCCCUGUUGACGCAAUCACGUUUCGUGCUAAUGGAAUCGAUGCUGCUGCUGGCCAGCACAGUGGGCAUUGCUUGUCUGCUGCGCUUCCAGCGCUGCUCCCUCGGCAGCCUCACCUGGCUGUGCAGCGGAGCGGCAGCUGCGCUCUCUCUUGCCUGCGCCGGCUGCAUCAAGUAUGUUGGAUUUCUGGCCCUGGCUCUUGCCGGUUAUCUGCUGUGUCGUCAUCUUUGGAAUCUUCUUUACGAUGCUAGAUUGACAACUGGUCAACUUUGGAUGCACACUGUGGGCAGACUGUUGUUAUUUGUUGGAAUUCCGUUGGCCGUCUACCUGGGCAUCUUCUAUGUCCAUUUGAGGACGCUGCAUCGAGCUGGGCCACACGACAGCAUUAUGACGAGUGCGUUUCAGGCAUCGCUGGAUGGUGGCUUGGCAUCGAUUACACGGGGUCAACCAUUGGCUGUGGUCCACGGAUCGCAGAUCACGUUGCGGCACACACAUGGACGCACCUGUUGGCUGCAUUCCCAUGCGGCGGUUUAUCCGGUGAGGUACAAGGAUCAACGUGGCUCAUCGCAUCAGCAGCAGGUUACGUGCUACUCCUUCAAGGAUGUGAACAAUUGGUGGAUUGUUAAGCGACCCGAUCGUGAUGAUCUCGUUGUGGGUGAUCAUCCGGAGGCCAUUAAGCAUGGCGAUAUCAUUCAGUUGGUGCACGGCAUCACCAGUCGUGCCUUGAACUCGCACGAUGUGGCAGCACCGAUGACGCCGCAGUGUCAGGAGGUCAGUUGCUACAUCGACUACGAGAUAAAGAUGAAGGGCGAACUUCUAUGGCGCGUUGAGAUCCUCAACAGGCAGACGGAGGGGAAUCGCUGGCAUGCCAUCAAAUCUGAGAUUCGUCUCAUACACGAGACAACGGGAGCUGCUCUGCGUUUCAGUGGACGCCAAUUGCCCAGUUGGGGAUUCAAUCAGCACGAAGUUGUCGGCGAUCGCGAGCAGACGCAUCAGGAUGCCAUCUGGAAUGUGGAGGAGCAUCGCUACACCAAAACUCAGGAUCAGCGGGAACGUGAACGUCAAUUGCUGUCCGCAGAGAUGAUUCCCACAAAGCGAACGAAACUCUCGUUUUGGGCCAAGUUGCUGGAGCUGCAAACGAAGAUGUUUUGGCAGGCAAAACAGGUGCAGAGUCACAUGUACAGUUCCCAGCCGCACGAGUGGCCACUGCUGGACAAGGGUAUCGCCUACUGGCUCGACUCUUCCUCCAGUGCCCAAAUCUAUCUGCUGGGCAACAUUCUCAUCUGGUAUACAGCCAGCGCGGGAUUGUUUGUCUACACCAUUCUUCUCAUCUUCUAUGCCGUUCGCCGUCGUCGUCUUUGCUUCGAUGUGUCUUCGGAGGAAUGGCAGCGUUUUCUCAUUGUAGGCGACACCUUCUACAUGGGUUACCUGGUGCACUAUUUGCCCUAUUUCUUUGUGGAUCGCACUCUCUUUCUGCACAAUUAUCUACCGGCAUUUGUCUUUAAGCUCCUGCUACUCUGCUAUGUGCUGGAGCACUUGGAUUACUUGUUGAGGCGCCACUGCAUUGGACGUGGUGCUAUGCUACAGCAUAUUGUUCGGAUUUAUCGCCUGGCGUUGAUCCUCUGGCUACUCGCUGUCUGCUAUGUCUUUGUCAAAUUCUUGCCCCUGAGCUACGGUUCUACAAAGAUGUCCGCCGAGGAGAUCACAAAUCUACGCUGGAAGGACACCUGGGACUUUAUACUACAGAAGAAUUAUGCGCUGAACUAAACCACUCAGAAGGUGGUUAAAACAUGUACAAUAAAUCACAAUGAUUCAACUGAGAAGACACUCAAACAGCUUGGCUGGAGCCAGGCUAUGCUUAACUUAUAUACUUUAUUCUGUUUUGCCAAUAAAACAAUUUAUUUAUUUAAAUUAAU
Drosophila innubila is the source of this 2660-nucleotide messenger RNA. RefSeq names its product protein O-mannosyltransferase 1 (gene rt). Gene Ontology annotation, molecular function: dolichyl-phosphate-mannose-protein mannosyltransferase activity. The record is from RefSeq and is a predicted model, not a curated record. Lineage: Eukaryota; Metazoa; Arthropoda; Insecta; Diptera; Drosophilidae. Bases 1 to 2511 code for a protein of 836 amino acids. Gene Ontology annotation, cellular component: endoplasmic reticulum; membrane. Gene Ontology annotation, biological process: protein O-linked glycosylation via mannose. The transcript is spliced from 4 exons.